This is a messenger RNA of Plasmodium fragile, 1545 nucleotides long. RefSeq lists its product as uncharacterized. Gene Ontology annotation, cellular component: nucleus. NCBI's taxonomy places the organism in Eukaryota, Apicomplexa, Aconoidasida, Haemosporida, Plasmodiidae. Gene Ontology annotation, biological process: ubiquitin-dependent protein catabolic process. Gene Ontology annotation, molecular function: ubiquitin protein ligase binding; ubiquitin binding. The coding region runs from base 1 to 1545 and encodes 514 amino acids. The record is from RefSeq and is a predicted model, not a curated record. The transcript has a single exon.
AUGAGCUCCAUCAUCGUGCGCCUCAGAUGCGAAAUCGGACUUUAUCGCAUCGAGAUUGAGAGUAGCAAAAGGUUGACCGACCUGAAAAGUAAAAUUGAGGAACUCUUAAAUGUUCCGUUAGAAAAGCAGGUGCUUUUUCUACAAGAGGAACCUAACGUCCCGUUGACGGACAAUGGAGCGUUGCUCGAGCAGUGUAAAAUUACCCAUGGGUCUAUCCUUCAUUUGAAGAGUGAGGUGAAGCCGACCACGGGUGGUGGUGGGAGUGCCAAAGGGAAGAGCGACAAGAAGGGCGGUAACAACAAUGAGUGUAAUGAAACAGAUGCAAAGAAGAAGAAGGGGUUCGAACAAACACAAGGGGGGGGUAGCGGCAUGGAUGGGGCUGGUUACCCUUAUAGUGAAAACCGUGUGACCCCCCAGAAGGAAAAAAAAGAAGAAGGGAAAAUGAAUAACGAAAAGGAGAAGAAUGAAAAUCAGGCCAACUUCAAAUCAUUUGAUUAUUUCUUAAAAACGAGAGAAUAUAACACGACAGAUCUCCCCCUGAAUCUAACCUACGAGUCGGUGUUUCUGUGUAAGGGACGGUUCAUUAAAAUCCCACUGAGUGUGACCCUGAAGCAUCAACAGUAUCGCCAUGUAGAUCACCUCGAACUUAUGAACGUGGAAGAGGUGAAAAACUUUGUACAAUAUUGGUAUACAAAUGGAAGCAUGUGUGAACACCGGGUUGGUUGGAUGUAUGGUUACUACAGGGAAGACCCUCAUUACACUUUAGGCAUUCGAGCCGUGUGUGAAUGUAUAUAUGAACCUCCACAAAUAAAUGAGGUAGAUAAGGUUAAACUUCUACCAGAUGAUUUCCUCGACUCUGUUGAUGUGAUUGCAAAUCGAUUAGGUUUAGAACGAAUUGGUUGGAUCUUUACACAUCUACCAAGGAAAGAACAUUUAACAUCGGAAGAAGUGGUUCAGAUAGCUAAAUUGCAGCUAGCUAAUUUGAAGAAAAAUACACAUUAUACAAAUUAUAGUGUCUCCAAUUUUAUCACUUGCACUAUUUCACCUGACCCUAUGUUAAGUAAUGAACCAGUGACGAAUGCCUUCAUGGUGUCUGACCUAGGGAUGGCAUUAAUUCGAUCCAAUAUGGUGGAUCCGAUACAAAAAGAUCCUUCUGUUAUACAAUUGAGGAAUCCUAUGCGCAACGAGCUUCUUCCUCUCAUCCUGGAAGGAGGAAAAGAAACGAACAAGUUUGAUGCAGACUGGUUCAUUGUUCGUAUUAAUGAAUCAGCCCCUAAGGUCGUUAGGUCCCUUUUUAGAAACUUCCACUUCCCCAGGGAAAAUCGGCUGCGCGCGCCCUCUGCCUACGACGUGAAGGAGUACUUCUCCAGCCCCAAGUUGGAGAGGGGCACCAAUGGGAUGCACAGGUGCUCCGACUUCCAUUUGAUUUUGUUCGCCUGUCGCGUGCUCGACAUGGAGACUGCGCUCGCCCUCUGCGACGCCGCGCUCGGCAAGAAGGAGAUCGACCCCAUCAUAGAGGAGAUCCUCACCUCGGUGAAGGUGUAG